Molecule: messenger RNA, 964 nt
Organism: Oncorhynchus tshawytscha (Chinook salmon)
Lineage: Eukaryota; Metazoa; Chordata; Actinopteri; Salmoniformes; Salmonidae
Product: gastrula zinc finger protein XlCGF49.1-like
Exons: 3
Biological process (GO): central nervous system development; regulation of transcription by RNA polymerase II
Cellular component (GO): nucleus
Molecular function (GO): RNA polymerase II cis-regulatory region sequence-specific DNA binding; DNA-binding transcription factor activity, RNA polymerase II-specific
Source: RefSeq, a predicted model, not a curated record
UUGGUGAAUAGGGUGUUGAACGUUUUCCUGACUUUAAUAGAUCAGGUAAGAUCUUAUCCAGGAUCUUUCUGAAGUUAGGUUAGCCUACAUCAGACAUUUUAUUGUCACAAAUUAAAUCUAGUUUUGAUAUUUAAAAGGACGUUUGAUGGCUCUGGUAUAGCUGUUAUUUACCUGAACGCGGUAACAAAGAAAGUAACUAUAGUGGAGGCUAGCUACAGAUUUACUGUCACGUUUUUUUUAUUUGAAGAAAUGUUGAAGAGAAAAUAGCUUCAACGAUGGAUCGGGACAGAGCUAGUCCGUCCCCCUCCACCCUGCCGGAGUCCCCUGGUCACAACUCUCCUGGUAGCACCUUACUGCUGGAUCUGAAGAGGGGUUUCUGUGCGGCUGGUCGACUGCAGGAAAACAACAGGGCAGAGUGGAACUGUGAGAGAAGGACACGAGGAGGGAGAUUUGAUUUCAUCAAUGGCAGGUGCUUAUCUUCUGGGCAUCCUCAACCACAUGUUGCUGACGAGACAGAGAAGAGUCUUUCCAGAUCAGAACAUCUCAAGAAACAUCAGCAGAGGUGUACAGGGAAGAAACCUCACCACUGCUGCUCUGACUGUGGGAAGAGUUUCACAAACCGGAGUGACUUCAUUAUUCACCAGCGGAUUCACACCGGAGAGAAACCGUACUGCUGCUCACAGUGUGGGAAGAGUUUCGCUGCUUCUAACACCUUAAAAUCUCACCUGAGAAUUCAUACAGGGGAGAAGCCUUACCCCUGCCUUGAUUGUGGGAAAAGCUUUUCAUAUUUGGGAGCCCUAAACAUACACAAGCUAACACACACUGGAGUGAAGCCUUAUAGCUGUGAUCAAUGUGGGAAGAGCUAUGCUGUAUCAGAUGCCCUAACUAUACAUCAGCGCAUACACACUGGAGUGAAGCCUUAUAGCUGUGAUCAAUGUGGGAAGAAGCCUUAUAGCUGUGAUCA